CAACGUUCUCAUCCAUGUCUGAUCCUCUGCCCACGCAUACUGCUUUCUGAAGCCGAAAAGGACCAGAACGCUCCUUGUUCUCAUCUGUGUCUCCAUCCUCCAGCUCUGGAAGAGUGUCUCAGGGGAUCCAAAAAUCCCGCAGCACCAAGGCGCCGACACACUCCAGACCCACCGCGCCCAUUGCAACGAUAAUGAUGACGAUCCCCGGCGUGGUGGCUCUCGCGCUCGGCACCCUCUACGGGCUAGGCCUCACAGCGGGCCCCGGCCUGUCCAAGCUGCUUCCCGCCCACCCGCUACACAAGCUGAUGAAGGACGGCUUCCACCUGUUAAUUGGCCCCUUCUACGGCGUGCCCGGAGAUCUGUUCCGGAUCGUGCUCGGGAUUGCGGACUCGUGCGCGGGCGUGGGGUUGUUGGUGGCGCUCUGGGGCGAGUUCUUGGGGCUCUUGGGUCCAGGGGGGCCCGGCACACUGCUUGAACUGGCACAGUCGCUCAUCAUCUGCGCGUGCAUCGGCUCGGGCUGGAUCAAUGCCAACGCCGUUGCCUUCGACGCCGCGGUCGGCGGGGACUGGAAGCCCUCCCUCGUCCUGGCCCUCGUGGCCGCCGUGCUGCUCGCCUGCCGCCUGAUGGUGACCGACAGGGUGCUGCCCCUCCUGGUCGGGGGCUUCGUGGGGGCGUGCCUCCUGAUGCUGGCCGUGAGUCUCACCUGCCGCGGCCUGUACGGCACGCCCCUGAAGGAGGCCAGGGAGAAGCACGCCGAGUUCCAGAAGAUCAUGGAGGCGGAGAUGGCCGGGCCGGGGGCCUCCACGGAGCCGCUCGCCAAGCCGGAGGCGUGAGCGGCGCCCACCGGCGGGGCCCGCAUUUUGGCCGUCCGGUGGGGGCCGCCAUCCUGACCCCCUCUUCGUUCCCCUUGAGUCCUCCUCUUUGCAAGCAGCAAGCAGACUUCGCUUCAUCCAAGGCUGGAUCCCGAACUCGCUCUGGUUCUGCCCGUCACGCACGGCGAAGCCCGCUGCGGGGCACAGAAUCGUCUCACAACCCAUCACGCCGUGAUGCUGUCGCAGAGCGCUAUGUCGGGGCCCCAGGGGUUGGCGGUGAAAGGAGAGGGGAAAGGAGGGGUUAUGCUGGGGAUGCCUACGUAAUUGGUAUGAAUUUGUACAAUUGCACUUCCUCCGUGAGUCCAUCUGCGACAUUUAUUAAGAGAGGAAGCAGUGUGCUGCAAGGUCGGCGCUGCAUCCACCAGCCUCCGCAUCCUUCUACUGUUCACCUAUUCGCGUCUUCCUCCUCUCGCCCCAGCCUUCUGCAAAGCGUGUUUCUUUAUUAAAAACGCGCCAUCCCCGACCUGACUCCGCCAUAUCCGAUAUAUGGGCACACGCAGCCGCCAGGUGCUGGCGGCGUCCCUCUCUGCGCCAGGCCACGCAUUGAAUCAAUCAUGACAUGGGAUGGGUUUCCUUUUCCCUCCCUUCUCGCUGGCGUCUGGUGGUGGAGCCAGGGCGCGCGGUCACUGCACCAGCAAGGUGCUCUGAGCAUCCCUAUACGGUAGGGGCGUAGUGUCGGAAUGGGCCUAGGAGGCGUCGGACCCUGGAGGACUCCUGAUCUGAUGAGAGCGGCGGUGAUAUUCAUUGUCAAACCUCAGUUGGGGUUCCAUCAGCUGUCAGCCCCUAGAUUCCUUGCCCAAGGGUUUCUUGUUCAAAUUCCUCAUUGUAUUCAGAGGUGAUACGUCUUGCCCUUCUUGGCGCCCCUGGGGGCCAGGCUCAUUCUGCGCCUACCAGCUGCAACGUGUUCCCUUUUAUCCUCGCUUCCA
Molecule: messenger RNA, 1798 nt
Organism: Prorocentrum cordatum
Lineage: Eukaryota; Dinophyceae; Prorocentrales; Prorocentraceae
Source: the annotation of a GenBank genome assembly